UCGAAGACGAUCGCGGAUCCGGGAAAGUCUGCGGGAAACGAAACGAGACUAGAAAGGCUCUGAUCGUGCCGUCGAUAAAAUUAUUCCUUAACACAUAAUUUUUGUGUUCUUCGAUUGGAGACACGUUUUUCUCCUCUUUCUCUCUUUCCUCGGAAUAUUCGUCAUGUGUUCUGUAUUUUUGAAAGCGAAAGUAAUGUGAAACGUGAUUUGUGCGUAGUCUUCUAUUUGCGCGUUGCUUCUUCGAAACGAAUGAUAAAUACGAACUUGGGAUAAUCUUAAACUGAUAUAAGAACGAAGAAUGAAGGGUUCGCGAUUUUCGACAUUGCAGUUGUUUUUGUUUCUUCGGUGAAGUGUUUCGAUAGCUCAAAGAAUGAAUCUGCUUAUCAAAAGAUCUUAAAUCGUUUUACUUUUUUUUUCGUAUCUAUUUCCAAAAUCGUCAUAAUGACUUUUCCUGAGAUUGGAAUAUGAUUUUCUCUUAUAAUAUUUUCCCUUUGAAAACGAUUUCUUAGAAAUUAAUCUUGAAUCUUAUGGUUGGUAUCAGAGCUUAAUCUUCGAUUAUAGAAGACAAAUUUUUGGUUAUUCGAGACGAUAGAAAGAGGAGGACUUUCAUCGAAAAAAACAACGCGGGAAAAAUAACUUUCUGUUUGAUUGAAAAUAAUUCGUGUUCCAAUAAAGCUACGAUCGACAUCUGUGUGAUAAAUUGAGCAUUGAGCAUGUCUUCCAGAAUGCAGCACCAUCUAUGAUUCUAUCAUGUUAAAAGCUAUUGAUUCUAAUUCUUAACCUCACUUUUUUCUAUUUCAUCAAGGAAAUGGCAUCUCGCGUAUUAAGAUUAUUUGGAACAAUUAAUUCUUUAAAAAAUUAUUAUGUCGUGGAAAAUGGAAACAAGAUUUUUUCUUCCAUUUAUAAACAUAAUUUUUUAAAGUCUCAUAUUCCCUUAAUCGACAAUAGUCGGAGUACGGCAUUUUUUAAUAAACGUCCUGCUGAACAAUUAUGGAAAGGUGUAACCAGCGUUAGCAAUGCAGGUAAACGGAGAGGCAGAGCACGUGGAUUGGCAAGAAAAAAGGAUUUAAAUAAAGGUCAAAUUAUUGGCCAGGGUAGAAUUCCAAUACAGUUUCCUGGGUUAAAUAUUCCAAUUAUUAGAGGAAAAGAAAUAUUAACUCAAAAGAAACUACCAGAGGAUCCUGAAAGACAAGAAAAACUUGUUAAAUUACGUGAUUCUAUAUCAGUUCGCAAAUCCAUUAAAUUGAGUCCUUUGGAACGUGGUUGGACAAGUCAUAAACCUGGAGGCAUGAAAAUAGGUCCUCCUGAACCAGUGGGUGAAGAUACAUUUGAUGGCUUUGAAUCAUGGGUACUGGAAUCUAAGGUAGUAUCCACUAUGACUCAUAAUUUAGGACGUAAAAAUAGGAUUAGUACAAUGGUUAUAACUGGUAAUGGAAACGGAUUAGCUGGAUAUGCCAUAGCAAAAUCAAAGGAAAUAAAACAGAGUCUAAAUAUAGCCAAGAGAAAAGCUGGAACCAAAGUGAUGUACUUUAAUAGAUACAAUGAUCAUACUGUGAUGCAUGAUUUUUUUACACAAUGUGGAAGGACAAAGAUAUACGUACAUAAAAUGUACGAAGGGUAUGGUCUCAUUUGCCAUAGAGUGAUAAAAUGUUGUUGCCAAGCGAUUGGUAUAAAGGACAUUUACGCUAAAGUAGAAGGUGCUAUAAAUUAUCAAAACAUCGUUAAAGCAUUUUUGAUGGGUCUUUUACAGCAGAAAACAUUCCAACAAAUGGCGGAUGAGAAGCAAUUACAUUUGGUCGAAUUUAGAAAAGAAAACGACGAUUUUCCUGUCGUUGUUGCCUCUCCAGCUCGUUGUAGGACAGAAGACGAAAUAAAACCAGACGAAAUUUUAGAUUUUAGUCAAUAUUUAAUGGACGGAAAUAUUAUAUUGAAGAAAAAGAAACCUCCCCCAUUUUAUACUAAGCUUGAUUCUUGGAUUAUACGUCAAAGAAGAAUGGAACGUAUUAGAAAUAAAAAAGAUGUUAAAUUAAGAUUACUUGCAGAAUAUGGUGUGGUUCGUAGUUUCCUUGCUGAUAAAUAUCCAGAAGCAAGAGAAGUAUUAUGGUCUAAGAAACGGGUGCAAGAAGAAAAAGAAGCGAAGGGAGAAUAAUUUUAGAAUAUUUUUUCAAGAUUGUAGGAAUCUAUUUAGUUGUAAAUAAAAUGUGACUAAUAACACUCAUAAAAGUAAAAUUAAAGAAUGAUUUGAAGAAAGAAUCUAUGAAUAAAAUUAUAAUCAAAUGAAAAA
This is a messenger RNA of Vespa velutina, 2284 nucleotides long. RefSeq names its product 28S ribosomal protein S5, mitochondrial (gene mRpS5). NCBI's taxonomy places the organism in Eukaryota, Metazoa, Arthropoda, Insecta, Hymenoptera, Vespidae. Bases 809 to 2149 code for a protein of 446 amino acids. The record is from RefSeq and is a predicted model, not a curated record. Gene Ontology annotation, cellular component: ribosome. Gene Ontology annotation, biological process: translation. Gene Ontology annotation, molecular function: RNA binding; structural constituent of ribosome. The transcript has 6 exons.